Messenger RNA from Carassius gibelio (silver crucian carp), 4485 nucleotides. Its product is annotated as glypican-1. Gene Ontology annotation, molecular function: fibroblast growth factor binding. The coding region runs from base 322 to 1947 and encodes 541 amino acids. Gene Ontology annotation, biological process: cell migration; negative regulation of fibroblast growth factor receptor signaling pathway; regulation of protein localization to membrane. Gene Ontology annotation, cellular component: extracellular region; synapse; cell surface. The transcript is spliced from 9 exons. NCBI's taxonomy places the organism in Eukaryota, Metazoa, Chordata, Actinopteri, Cypriniformes, Cyprinidae. The record is from RefSeq and is a predicted model, not a curated record.
CCCGCAGACGGUGCCUUCGCUCGGUCGCGCGCCCGCCCCGCUCCGCCUCGCAGACCGAACGCGAACGCGAGCGCACAGACGCGUCUCUGGACUGAGCGCUCCCGUGAGUUCAUGUCAUUCCUCCCUCCCUCACCGCUCCGUCAUCUCUCACUGGAUCUCGCUCUCCUUGUUAAUUCAAGUGGUUGCCACUGAAUAAGACACUGCGCGUGGGAGCGACCCGGUGCGCUUUUGGAAACGGGAGGCUUUGCUGUGGACGCGUUUAUCCGCUGCUCUUCGCCCUUGGAUUUGAUUCAAGCAUCACGCUUCUUUCUUCUGCCCAGGAUGGGUUUUGUCGUGCUGGUGCUUCUGUGCGCUCUUACCGGGCUGGUGUUAGGGGACAGUAAACCCAAGACAUGCUCGGAGCUCAGGCAGUUCUACAGCAGCAAGGGGUUCAGUCUGAACGGAGCCCCGCAAACAGAAAUAUCCGGUGAGCACCUGGGGGUUUGUUCACAGGGUUACACCUGCUGCACGUCUGGGAUGGAGGAAAACCUCCUGAACCUGAGCCGACGAGAGUUUGAGACUCAUGUGAAGGAGUCUGGACGCACCUUACAGGCCUCGCUCAACGUCCAGUUAAAGAGCUUUGACGCUUAUUUCUUGGAGCUGUUCAACCGUUCUGAAGCAUCGCUCCAAACCUCUAUCCAGACCGGGUUUGGACCUCUCUUCUCCCAAAACGCAAAGGUGUUUCAGGAUCUGUACUCCGAACUUCGGGGCUACUACCGAGGGUCCAACGUCAAUCUCGAGGAGGUGCUGAAUGAAUUCUGGGCCCGUCUGCUGGAAAGACUCUUUAAAGCUUUAAACGUUCAGUACAUUAUUGGAGAGGAGUAUCUGGAGUGCGUAGCCAAGCAGUCAGAAACACUGAAGCCGUUUGGAGACACGCCGAGAGAGCUCAAGACCAAAAUCACACGCACAGUUAUUGCAGCCAGAACGUUCGCACAGAGUCUGGGGGUCAGCGGGGAAGCCGUCCGGAGGGUUUCACAGGUGAAUAUGAGCACUGAAUGUGUGCGCGCCAUCAUGAAGAUGACAUACUGUCCUCACUGUAGUGGCAUGGCCUUUGCCAAACCCUGCUCAAACUACUGUAAGAAUGUCAUGAAGGGCUGCCUCGCCAAUCAAGCAGAUCUGGACUCUGAGUGGAGGAACUUGGCAGAUACUAUGCUGGAAGUAGUUGACAAACUGAGCCGGCCUUACAGUGUGGAUUCGGUGGUUCUGUCUCUGCCAAAACGCAUUGCUGAAGCUAUUCUCUACAUGCAAGACAACCUCAACACGUUCAACAAUAAGGUGUUUCAAGCAUGUGGUUCUCCUGCUCAGAGCUCCAAAUCUGAGGACCAGAUCAAGCGAGGGAGAAACGCAGCAGAAGAAGUGAGCGGCACCCCAGGAGCCCAGCUGGAGAAACUGUUAUCCGAUGUGUCCAGAAUGUUGAGGGAUAUCAUGCAGUACUGGGUCCAUUUGCCCAGAAAACUGUGUGUGGAUCGCGAUUCUGGCCCGAGUGAAACAGACAAAUGUUGGAACGGAAUGAAUGUGGCUAGUUAUCUGCCAGAAGUGAUGGGAGACGGGCUGGCCAGUCAGAUCAAUAAUCCUGAGGUGGAGAUUGACAUUACCAAACCAGACAUGGCUGUACGCAAUCAGAUCAUGCAGCUUAGGAUAAUGAUCAACCGACUAACGUAUGCCAUCAAUGGAAAUGAUGUGGACUUCCAGGACACCAGUGAUGAUAUCAGCGGUUCAGGAAGUGGAAUGUGUGCCGGCGAUCAUUGUUCUCGUGAUACACGUUUAUCAGCCCCAAACACGGACAAACCCAAUGUAUACAGCUAUCCAUCAGAGAAGAAGAAGGUGGUGACUGGAAGAAGCAGCCAGAACCUUCCUUGUGUCAGCCUCUACCUUCUCUCAUUGGUCACAGUCUUGCUUAGGCGAUAAUUACAGGCAAUUCCACCAACUGGGACUGAGUACAGGACUAGGUUGGAUUGUGGAGGGGCGGGUUUAGUCACAUUGCCAAAACAAACAUGCAAACAUCAACAGAAACCGGCGAAUGCAUCACUUUUUAUUUUGUCUUGAAUAAGAAGACCAUGGAAUAUUCUUAGAUCUGUGUACUUUUUUGUCUCUUAUUUGAUAUAUGACACCCCUAGAGCUGGUCUUUUGCUUGUCUUUAUGUCUGUGGUGAAAAAGGUCUCUGCGAAUGCGCCAGUCUGUAACAACAGCUAUGAAAAUCCACCCCAACAAACAAGACAUGCUGGUUUUUCCUUAUUCAAAAAUCAUUUAAGAUUAUAUUUAUUUAUUAAUUUAGACCCAUAAUAAUGAUAAGACGUCUCUGGCCCCUCAAGCAUGAGAAUGUCCUUCAACACUCGAUCAAAAAACGAACCGUGUGUUCUUCUUAUCUUUGUUUUAAAGCUUUUCUGAACAUGCAAACAAGCUUAACUGAGUCUUGUUUCAUGAAAACCAGCUGUCUCACACUGUCUGUCUCUCUCUUGCGUUUAUUGUACUAGUUUUUGCACUCCGCUUUGCAAAUGGAUUUCAGGGGCCAUUUUAAAGAAAACACAAAAUGUAUUUACUCUGUAUGUAAAUAAACGUGUACUAACCACAGUCACAUUUUCAGUAUAUCCUUGAGGAGUCUCAGCCGCACUAGAGCAACAUUUGGGAUGAAACGUUAAUGCACCAGAAAUGAGAAAGAGACAGAUGUGUUUUACGAUGCACUCUAAUCCAUGGGACAGAUAUACAAUGACAGAAAGUGAUUUUACACGUGGGAAAAGACAAGCCGGAGAAUGAAAGACUUGAAACCGAAGGGUUGUGGAGGGGAUUUCCGGACAUUGUUAAUUUAAUAUUGAUUCAGACCACACAGAGAUGUGUUAUGUGUGAUCGCACUUCAGAGAAAGUGUUACUUUGUAAGUACUCACUAUACAAAAUAUAUACGUGUACUCAUGCUGCAUCCACGACAGAUCAGAUUAGUUCAGUGAGUCACAGAUGUGUGUCUCAAAUAUUUCUCAGCUCUGCACCCUGCCCUUCGUUAGCAGACAAGUUGGAUUGUUUAUGGUACACGCACAAUGUAUGUCAGAUGAAGGUAAGAAUCAUUCUCUAUGCAAGUAUGUAAACACAAAUAACGUUAGUAUGUAUACUAAUAUUUUUUGCGUCAAUGUAGCGCUAUUACACCUUAGUACUCAACGGGGCGAUAGAGUUACCAUCAAAUGUUUGCAUUAUAAAAAUUAAAUGUUGUUGUUAUUAAGUUAACUAUAUCUAUAAAUAUGUUUUCCUUUGGACUAACUUGAACUAGCCUGCUAAGCUAAAUAGCAUGCAUGCCUCCCAUACUUAUGUUACAUUAUGAAAUACACCUAAUUUGUUUGGAGUAUAGAUGGAUUGUUAGAAUGACUUUACUCAAGGGGGCGAUAGAGUUACCAUCAAAUAUUUGCGUUCUUGAAUUGAAUGUCAUGAAUGUUGACUGUUGGACCAACUAAACUAGCUUGCUAAGCUAAAUUCACUGUGGCUUCAUCAUGAUAGUAGGUAAAAUUUUGCUGAAAAUGGCUUAAUACCCACAAUUGUGCACCUUUUGUACUUAUGUUACAUUAUAAUAUACAUUGAAGAUAAAGUUUCCAGCAUUCCCGUGACCCUACAGAUGAUAAGAGGACAGGGUGGAUAAACUUUCAUAAUGCAAUGUAAAAUUAAGCAUGGCUAGAAGCAUUUGUGUUUUCAUACUUGCAAAGAAUUUCAGGCUGAAGAGAGAAUGACAUGUUUCGACCAAGCCUGGGAAGAGCAUAAUUUUUAUGAACUAUGCCUUUGUAGAGGUUACAGGAAGUGAUGUAAUUGUCCUUAAUGAUGAUUAAGGUUGACGCUGGCUCUGCAGAUAAAGUGCUUCAGUUUCUGUCACUAUGAAGUUGUGUACAGAUCUGACCAGGUCAAUGAGAUGGAGAAUAACACCCCCUCCCUUCCAGUUUAGAAAUGUUGCACUUUGCAUGAUGCACACGGCCACAUCCGCAUGAUUACAGCACAUGAUCCAGGGGUCGAUAAAAGAAAAACAUCCCACGGCAGUGUUAUGGAUGGUUGGUUGAUCGAUUGGAUCAGAUGUGGUUGGAGAAACGGACCCACGGCACAAUUCACCAACUAUCUAUAGAAUGCUCUGACCUGAAAUCAGUCUUAACUGUCUUUAGCACGUUUGUUGAACCAUUGACAGUUGGUAGUCUGACCCCAGGUCAGGCAAACAGUCCCACCUUUAGGUUCAGUGGUGUAACGGUGGUCGCUCUUUACUGAUGAAUGUGGCUGAUAUCGUCAAAAUGUGUUGAGAAUCGAAAUGCAUUCUGGUAUAUACUUUUGUUCCUGUUUUUUUUUUUAAGGUUGUUUGUGUUUAAGGUUGAAAUUAGAACAUUUUGAAGAGACUGAGGAAAUUACUGUCCAUUGUUAUUGUAUGUUCUUUAAAAAGAAAGAGGAGAAACCCUUGUGUCAAUUAUAUAGAUCAAAAGAUUUUGAAAA